This is a messenger RNA of Miniopterus natalensis, 1596 nucleotides long. RefSeq names its product KLF transcription factor 1 (gene KLF1). Gene Ontology annotation, molecular function: DNA-binding transcription factor activity, RNA polymerase II-specific; RNA polymerase II cis-regulatory region sequence-specific DNA binding. The record is from RefSeq and is a predicted model, not a curated record. Gene Ontology annotation, biological process: regulation of transcription by RNA polymerase II. Lineage: Eukaryota; Metazoa; Chordata; Mammalia; Chiroptera; Miniopteridae.
AUGGCCGCAGCUGACACCACCUUGCCUUCCAUCAGUACGCUGACUGCCCUAGGCCCCUUCCCAGACACACAAGAAGACUUCCUCAAGUGGUGGCGCUUUGAGGAGGUGCAGGACUUGGGCCCGGGUCCCCCGGACCUGACUCGGCAGCUCCCCCAUGUGAGGCCAAAGUCGGAGGACGCGCCUGGGAAGGAAGAAGACAACGAUAGGGACCCGGCCACUGCCUGGGACCUGGAUCUCUUCUUUACCAACCUGCCGGGUCCAGAGUCGAGCAGCCUGCCUCAGCCCUGCGCUCUGGCGCCGGACGAAGGUCCGGGAACGCAAUUCUCACCGCAGCCCGAGACCCUGGGAGCAUACGCGGGCGGCCCGGGGCUGGUGGCUGGGCUCUUGGGUCCCGAUGAGCACCAGGGUUGGGCGCGCCCGGCCCCACGAGCCCCAGCCCCCGACGCCUUCGUGAGCUCAGCCCUGGUCCCCGCUCCCGAGCCCAAGGCGCUGCCGCUGCAGCCAGUGUACCCGGGGCCGGGUGCGGGCUCCUCCGGCAGCUACUUUCCGCGGAACGGGCUUUCAGUGCCUGCGGCGCCCGGCGCCCCCUAUGGGCUGCUACCCGGGUACCCAGCAUUGUACCCAGCCCCGCAGUACCAAGGGCACUUCCAGCUCUUCCGCGGGCUCCCGGCUCCCGCACCCAGCUCCGCCGCGCCCCCCUCCUUCUUGAAUUGUCUGGGACCCGGAACAGCGGGUGCGGGACUUGGAACCGCAGGAGACCCAAGAGGGACCGCGGAGACCGUGCCAUCCAAACGCAGCCGGCGCUCGUGGGCGCGCAAGAGGCAGGCGGCGCACACGUGCACGCACCCGGGCUGCGGCAAGAGCUACACCAAGAGCUCGCACCUGAAGGCGCACCUCCGGACGCACACAGGGGAGAAGCCAUAUGCCUGCACAUGGGACGGCUGCGGCUGGCGGUUUGCGCGCUCGGACGAGCUGACCCGUCACUACAGGAAACAUACCGGACAGCGCCCCUUCCGCUGCCAGCUCUGCCCUCGCGCUUUUUCACGCUCUGAUCACCUGGCUUUGCACAUGAAGCGUCAUCUUUGAGCCACCCCCCUACCCCCUCGCCCCCAGCACUUGGACCUUCCUGGGGACUGGGGAUGGAACGAGCAGAUAUAUGCAGGGUGGUUUUCCCUCGGAUGGACCCUCACCCGGACACUCCAUCCCACAGAUCCCCAGAAAGAUCAAGGACUGGCCCAUAGACCCCGGGGAGCCUCCAACGGAAGCUCUCACAUGUCCUCAGCCGGAGGGAACCACCCAGAGACUUCCUAGGGUCACGCAGACCCAAAGAGACAGACCUUCAAAUAAAUGAACUCAGAUGGACGCUCAAACACUUCGGAGAGACAGACCCUCAGAAAGCUGGACACUCAGACCAGCUCACAGGCAGCCCUGAACAGCGGGAGGGGUUAUGGGACGAGGCUUUUCAGAGACCCUGGGUCUAGAAGGGGUCUUCACACUGUAACUUCUGAAGCUCCGCGUAGUGGCUGGCAUCUGCUGUGAAUGGUUAUGGGUCCGGUACCAAUGCCCCUCCUAGAUAAAGCUUCAGCUGUGGCCUGA